AUGUUGUUACUGUUCGUCCUCUCGCCGCGCCGUUUGAAAACGUACCACUGGGCGUGGUCGGCGGAGGAUCGAUCAAUAUUAACCUUUCGUUUGACGACGGUGGCGCGGUGGUGGCAUGAGAGAGAACUUAUGAAGCUUGUUGACCGGCGGCAGCAUAACACGCACGGCCCGAUGACCGGCGCGCGGCGGCCGGUUACCAGUAUCGGCAGAAUGUCGAAGGAAUGGUCGUGCAGCGGCGGUGGUGUGUAUGUUUUAGGUGGGGUGGUGCGCUCCGAGAGCCGCGAUCGAUGUGGUGGUGGGCCGCCACCGCCGUCUCGUCUUUCAACCUUUGCCGGGGCGCUAUCACCACAGUUAUCCAAUCUGCGUGGUUGUAACGCCGCUGAUAACGAGUGCGGCGCUCUAGUUGUCGAUCGCGGACUCGCCGCCCGCGUUACCCCGUCACCGUAA
This is a messenger RNA of Macrosiphum euphorbiae (potato aphid), 447 nucleotides long. NCBI's taxonomy places the organism in Eukaryota, Metazoa, Arthropoda, Insecta, Hemiptera, Aphididae. The record is from the annotation of a GenBank genome assembly.